UAAACCCUCGCUCUGAGCUCCGUGGCUCCAGAAACCGGCACCUUCCGUCGCCAAGACUCGAGUUUUCCUUCCGUUAUCCGGCCCCGAGCUGAGACUACCGGACCGCUCCCUGGAGUCAACCUCGCAUCCAGUCAGCUGCUCUAUCCGAAUAUCUUUUUUUAAGUAGCGGCAAGAUUGUGCUGAGAUGUCACUGAAGAUCCAUAUCAACAGUCCCAGUGUGAUGUACACAGAUACGCACAUCGUGUCCCAGUACUGCUACCAGACCACGUCAGUGCAAACCAAUGGGAACAAUGUCACCGUGACUCCACGCACCACUGAGAUGACAUUCCGCACGGAGAGGCGAGUUCCCCGGCUGGGUGUGAUGCUGGUGGGCUGGGGAGGCAACAACGGCACCACUGUCACUGCUGCUGUCUUGGCCAACAAGCUGGGACUCUCCUGGAAGACCAAGACCGGCGUGAAGAAAGCAAACUACUACGGCUCCCUGCUGCAGGCUUCCACAGUUUGCUUGGGAUCAGGUCCGGAUGGUGACAUCAACAUUCCGUUCCGUGACCUUCUGCCCAUGGUGCACCCUGAUGACAUUGUGUUUGAUGGUUGGGACAUUUCAUCCCUGGAUCUUGGGAGUGCGAUGGAGCGAGCCCAGGUUCUGGACUGGUCCUUGCAGGAGCAGCUACGUCCACACAUGAGCAGCUUGAAGCCCAGGCCAUCCAUCUAUAUCCCGGAGUUCAUCGCUGCUAACCAGGGCAGUCGAGCCGACCACGUCCUGACAGGAACCAUGGCGGAGCAGGUGGAGCGCAUCAGAGCUGACAUCAGGGACUUCCGGCAGUCGAGCGGCGUGGACAAGGUCAUCGUUCUGUGGACCGCCAACACCGAGCGCUUCUGUGAUGUCAUCCCAGGCGUCAACGACACUGCAGAGAACCUGCUCGCUGCCAUCCAGGCUGGUGCAGAGGUGUCCCCCUCCACUCUGUUCGCAGUGGCCAGUAUACUUGAGGGGUGCGCGUACAUCAACGGCUCCCCUCAAAACACCUUUGUGCCCGGAGCCGUCGACCUGGCUGUGAAGAGAGGAGUGUUCAUCGGUGGAGACGACUUCAAGUCAGGCCAGACCAAGAUCAAGUCCGUGCUGGUGGACUUCCUUGUCAGCACCGGGAUCAAGCCAACAUCCAUCGUCAGCUACAACCACCUGGGGAAUAAUGACGGCAAGAACCUGUCGGCGCCGCAGCAGUUCCGCUCCAAAGAGAUCUCCAAGAGCAACGUAGUGGACGACAUGGUGCAGUCCAACCCUCUGUUGUACCAGCCUGGAGAGAAGCCUGACCACUGUGUGGUGAUCAAAUACGUCCCUUAUGUAGGAGACAGCAAACGUGCCAUGGAUGAGUACACGUCAGAAAUCAUGAUGGGUGGCCUCAACACUAUCGCCAUGCACAACACCUGCGAGGACUCUCUGCUGGCCAGCCCCAUCAUCCUGGACCUGGUGAUCCUGACAGAGCUUUGUCAACGCGUGACAGUCCGACCUCAGGGAGAGGAGGACUUCCAGUCUUUUCACAGUGUUCUGGCUCUGCUCUCCUUCCUUUGCAAAGCCCCCCUGGUCCCACCAGGGACCCCUGUCGUCAACGCAUUCUUCCGCCAGAGAGCCUGCAUUGAGAAUAUCAUGAGAGCUUGCCUGGGCCUUUCUCCUCAGAACCACAUGUUACUGGAGCACAAGUUGCAGAGGAACUUCCUGCCGUCCUGCACAGCCUACAUCAACGGUGACAUGCCUGUCAUGAAAACAAACGGCUGUGUCUACAAGGGUCACAUACCUCACACUAAUGGCUUCGGUGUACACGUGUCCGAUGAGGGUUUAUGACCUCUUUUAUCUAACUCUCUUCGUCUAAUACAGGUUCUCAGCUACAUUCAUGUGACUCUUCAACAUCACUGGUUUUAAUCCGAGAUGUCUCUGUGUAUUUUAAAUGUAACGUCUAAUUAUUUUGUCUGAAAUAAAUUUGAAUAGAUGUGACUGAAGACAUUCAGGUACUUAAUAAUCUGUGAGUUUCUCAUGCACAAAAUACUGCUUUGUAGGUUGUUACAUCAAUAAAGAAAAAAGCUGUAGAUGUAUUUGAUGUCAUGAAAAUAA
This is a messenger RNA of Synchiropus splendidus (mandarinfish), 2104 nucleotides long. Its product is annotated as inositol-3-phosphate synthase 1-A-like. Gene Ontology annotation, molecular function: inositol-3-phosphate synthase activity. The record is from RefSeq and is a predicted model, not a curated record. NCBI's taxonomy places the organism in Eukaryota, Metazoa, Chordata, Actinopteri, Syngnathiformes, Callionymidae. Gene Ontology annotation, cellular component: cytoplasm. Gene Ontology annotation, biological process: inositol biosynthetic process; phospholipid biosynthetic process. Bases 185 to 1837 code for a protein of 550 amino acids. The transcript has 11 exons.